CGCUGCUCUGAGAAUUUUACUGUGAGCCGCCCUGACAGACUCUUCCUGCAACUGGAGAUAUGAUCAUCUUAAUGUCCUUAUUCGUCUUGCUGUGGGGAGAGACUCAAGGAUGGGGAUUCAAGAAUGGAAUCUUUCAUAACUCCAUAUGGCUUGAACAAGCAGCGGGUGUGUACCACAGAGAAGCUCGGUCUGGCAAAUACAUGCUCACGUACAUAGAGGCUAAGGCAGUGUGUGAAUUCGAAGGAGGCCGUCUCGCCACCUACAAGCAACUAGAGGCAGCCAGAAAAAUUGGAUUCCAUGUCUGUGCUGCUGGAUGGAUGGCCAAGGGCAGAGUUGGAUAUCCCAUUGUGAAACCCGGGCCCAACUGUGGAUUUGGAAAAAUUGGUAUAAUUGACUACGGAAUCCGGCUCAAUAGGAGUGAAAGAUGGGAUGCCUAUUGCUACAACCCACAUGCAAAAGAAUGUGGUGGUGUGUUUACAGAGCCCAAGCACAUUUUUAAGUCUCCAGGCUUCCCACACGAGUAUGAGGACAACCAGAUCUGCUACUGGCACAUUAGGCUCAGGUACGGCCAGCGGAUCCGCCUGAGCUUUUUGGAUUUUGACCUGGAAGAUGAUCCGGGCUGCCUGGCUGACUAUGUUGAAAUAUAUGACAGUUAUGAUGAUGUGCAUGGCUUUGUGGGAAGAUUUUGUGGUGAUGAGCUUCCGGAAGACAUCAUUAGCACAGGAAAUGUCAUGACCUUGAAGUUCCUGAGUGACGCUUCCAUCACAGCAGGAGGUUUCCAAAUCAAGUAUGUGGCAGUGGAUCCUAUAUCCAAAUCCAGUCAAGGAAAAAAUACAAGUACUACUUCUACUGGAAGCAAAAACUUUUUAGCUGGAAGGUUCAGCCAUUUAUAAAACAAAACAAAGGUGUUCAAAAUGUGCCACACUUGUGUAUAUUUGUACCCUUGAAAGCCUCUUUGAUCCUUUUAUUAUUAUUAUUAACAUUUAUUUAUUAUUUUUAUGAAUGUGAAAGCAAUACCUAAUUUUGGGAAAAACUGAAAGAUGAAGGAAUCUUCAAGUACCAAAAAAAAAAAAAAAAAACCUCAUUACCCUACUACACAGAAGUAACUAGUGUUAAAACUUUUUUAAAAGGCUGGAAGCCAGGCAUGGUAGCACAUGCCUUCAU
Messenger RNA from Jaculus jaculus (lesser Egyptian jerboa), 1164 nucleotides. It is a transcript of the gene Tnfaip6, whose product is annotated as TNF alpha induced protein 6. Gene Ontology annotation, biological process: cell adhesion; negative regulation of inflammatory response. Bases 60 to 893 code for a protein of 277 amino acids. The record is from RefSeq and is a predicted model, not a curated record. Lineage: Eukaryota; Metazoa; Chordata; Mammalia; Rodentia; Dipodidae. Gene Ontology annotation, molecular function: hyaluronic acid binding. The transcript is spliced from 6 exons.